Onychostoma macrolepis is the source of this 6118-nucleotide messenger RNA. RefSeq names its product oxysterol binding protein-like 10b (gene osbpl10b). The transcript has 12 exons. Gene Ontology annotation, molecular function: cholesterol binding. Gene Ontology annotation, cellular component: cytosol; intracellular membrane-bounded organelle; membrane. Bases 242 to 2515 code for a protein of 757 amino acids. NCBI's taxonomy places the organism in Eukaryota, Metazoa, Chordata, Actinopteri, Cypriniformes, Cyprinidae. The record is from RefSeq and is a predicted model, not a curated record.
AAGCUGCAGCAUUCCUGUCGUUGGAGCGCGGGAGGGGAGUGACCACACACUGAUUCUAAUGGAAACACGGAGAAGCCCAUUAAAGAGUCCAAGGCAAGCCAGCAAGAGAAAAAAUGAAAGUAGUCUCUAGUCACCUCUUCUCCAUACGAUGAUCAUUUUCAGCAGUAUCUUUGUUUUGCUUUUGAAACCGUGCUUUGGAUUUUGAACCGUCACAUUGUAUGAUCCAGAGUUUGGAAUAAUCAUGGAAAAAACAUUGAACGUGUCGCAUUCAGGGAGCAGUAAAGGAAAGUGGUCCGCGGAUCUGGGGAAUCCCGCACACAGACAGGCAAGAAGCGGCUCGUAUAGUCCCGGAACAGGGGCUGUCUCGGACACUCACCCGUCUCAGACCCAAAAGAGACACUUGGAGGGGGUUUUGAACAAAUACACCAAUUUACUACAAGGCUGGCAGAACAGGUAUUUUGUGCUGGACCCUGAGCUCGGCCAGCUUCAGUAUUUCAUCAACGAGCACAGUAAGAACCAGAAGCCACGAGGGUCCCUGCCCCUCAUCGGCUCCUCAGUGGCCCCAAGUGAUGAGUUUCCCUAUAUGUUCACAGUCUGUGCUGCAAAUGGAGAUUUCUUCAAACUGCGGGCUUGUGAUGCGCGUGAGCAGCAGAUGUGGAUGACCCAGCUUCAGCUGUGCGCCCGUCGCCACUCAGACGGCAGUGCCAAGGGCUGCACCUCCUCCUCCUCCUGCAACACUUCCUCUUCCUCCUCCACCGGCCGGACCCGCAGCUUCUCCCUGCACCCGCACCCCGUCCCACAGUGCUCCUCCAUCUCCACCCAAAGACAGACCCCCCAGCACGGGACGCCUGCCUCUGUUGUCACCAUCACCCACCACAAGUCUCCCACUGCCAGCCAACGGGCCUGCAGUCAGCAUCCUGCAGGACUGCACCAGGUCAAAGAGGUCAUGUCCCAGGCAGAAGGCCAACAGAAGAACCUGGUUAAUUCCAUCGAGUCGUUGCCGAGCCGCGGGCCGCUGUCCUCCCUGGACCAGGACCUGCUCCUGCUCAAAGCCACGUCUGCAGCCACACUCAGCUGUCUAGGAGAAUGCCUGAGUAUCCUUCAGCACAACGUGUGCCAGGCAGCCCAACACAUCACCCACAGCCACACUCAGGGAUCGAAUACAGAUAACAUCUCUAAUUGGUCAAGGCCCAAAACGGCCUCAGAAGGCCAUGUGAAGAAUGGAGAAUUGGCACGUAACAACACCUCAACUAGACAUCAGCCCCACUCUCCACUUCACAGGAACAGAGAACAGCUCAAAGGCACAGAGAACUCCAGCUCAGAAUCAGUGGACUCCAGCGAGGAGAUCACAGACACAGAAGAUAAUGAGGAGGAAGACCUCGGAGUCUUGGAUGACCAGAGGAGCAUCAUCCUCCAUCUGCUGUCUCAGCUCAAACUGGGCAUGGACCUCACACGGGUGGUGUUGCCCACGUUCAUCCUAGAGAAGCGCUCUCUUUUGGAGAUGUAUGCCAACUUCAUGGCCCAUCCGGAUGUGUUUUUGGCCAUCACAUCUGGAGCGACAGCAGAGGAACGCAUGAUCCGGUUUGUGGAAUACUACUUGACUGCUUUCCACGAGGGUCGUAAAGGUGCUGUGGCCAAGAAGCCUUACAACCCCAUUCUGGGGGAGAGCUUCCAAUGCACAUGGGACGUACCACAAGAUAAGGUGCGGCCCCUCAGAACUACCAGCACAAGUCCAGCCCCUACGGCUGCUCAUUCCACCCAGACCGCCUCCAAUGAGGGGUUAGGAUCUUACCGGCUACGUUUUGUGGCUGAGCAGGUGUCCCACCACCCCCCGGUCUCUGGAUUCUACUGUGAGUGCAAAGAGCGGCAGAUAUGCGUCAACACCCAUGUUUGGACUAAAAGCAAAUUUAUGGGCAUGUCCAUAGGAGUGUCAAUGGUUGGUGAAGGAGUGUUACAUCUCUUGGAGCAUGAUGAGGAGUAUGUGUUCACGCUGCCGUCCGCCUACGCUCGCUCCAUCCUCACAGUGCCCUGGGUGGAGCUGGGUGGGAAGGCUUCCAUCUGCUGCGCCAAAAGCGGAUACUCUUCCACCGUCACAUUCCACACCAAACCCUUCUACGGAGGGAAGGUUCACAGAGUCACGGCUGAGGUAAAGCACAACCCCACCGGCACCAUCGUCUGCAAGGCUCAGGGGGAGUGGAACGGGACGCUGGAGUUCACCUACAGCAGCGGAGAGACCAAAGUGAUUGACACCUCCAAACUGCCAGUCAUUAAGAAGAAGAUCCGGCCACUGGAGAAACAGGGCCAGUAUGAAUCGAGGAGGCUGUGGCAGCAUGUGACAGCGGCACUGAAGACCGGCGACAUCGAUGCAGCCACUGAACACAAACACCAGCUGGAGGAGAAACAGAGAAGAGAAGGGAAGCAGAGAACAGCCAGCAGUACCACCUGGAAACCCAAGUACUUCAUUAAAGAGGGGGAUGGAUGGGUGUACCACAAUCCUCUAUGGAAGACAAAGUGAUGAAGUGAAGCUGGAGCCACAUGAUUUGGGUCCGUCACAGAACUCCCCGCGGAUGGGAGCGUCCAUGUGAGCGAGGGGCUGGCCGACCAAUAGGACUCAAGCAGCAGGGAAAGACAUAGAUCCAUUUCUCCUACUCCUCUUAGGGAGAAUGGAAGGUGCCAAAAACAAAAAAUGAACUCAAGGGUGGUAAAAAAAAAUAAAAAAUAAUACCUCAAAAGCCCCUCUGGAUAAUGAAGAUUUGGACGUGGAGGCCUGAAUUGUGUGACCUUGUGCAAUAUCUUUAUAUUUGUAUAUUACUUCUGGUAAUCAAUAAUACUGAGUAAAGUGAUUUUUCACACAGGAGAGAUGUAGCAUCUGUAUCAGAGUAUAACUGUUAUAUAACUGUUAUUUUAGAACACCGUAAAGGCAGAUAUUGAUGCAAGCAGCAUUCUGUGUAUUCGAGAGCAGUGAUGUAUUCAUGUUCAAUAGAGCUCACCUCUCAUGUUCUUACCAUUUUAUUUGAAUGACUGAAUCGAUCUUACCAUAUGAGGACAGUAUUGUGCUUCAGUUGAACUUCCUGAAGAAAGAAUAAAAUGGAUAUUUAAAGGAAUAGAUUUUAAAAUCAUGUGCAAAUGUAUUUUUCCCUCAUGAUGAUUUAGUAAGGUCAGUGAUAUGCAUGCAUUUUAGUCACUUCGUUUAUCAUUAAAUCCAAGUUGGUUUAUAAAAAGUAGAUCUUCAGAGGUUUGGCCUUUUCACACGUUUUAAUUUUUAACCACACAACACUUUAAAAAACAGAAAAACCAAAACUAUUUCUGCAGAAUCAAAUGUUGUUGGUGUUACUCAGCUUAUAUGGUCACACAUAUAUACAAGAUAAAAAUAAAAAAUGCACACCAUAUUUAAUGCGAGUUGUUUUAAUAAGGUGCAAAAUACAGCCCAUUUUUUUCUCUCAACAAACAGUCCUUGAAAAUAGUUUCGUCACCAAAAAAUAAUAAAAAAGGAGAACAGACUAUUUUUGGGUUUUGUCUAAUUAGUUUCAAUUGUGUCAUUUUUCAAAUAAAAUUUAAAUGUCAAAAUGUACAUGUACAAAUCAUAUAGUAAUGAACAGGGUCACAAAUGUAAACAACAUUGAGCUUUUUCAAGAAAAAAGCUAGUUUGAGACCAAAUGUCGGUUACUGAAACAAUUUAUUCCCCAUAAAUAAAAAUAUUUGAUUCUUGAGCAAUAGUUGAAUGUAAACGUGGUUAAAAAUACAAAAUAAUGCCAGUGUUGUAUAAAGACAUUUGAUGUUUAAAACUAGCUAAGGCUCAUUUUAUGUUAGAUAAUCAUUUAUGUAACAUAAUUCUUACAAACAUAAAUAAAUAAUAAUAACUUGUGCCUUUAAAUGCUUUAAGUAUACCGCUUUAGUAGAAAGUGAAAUGCAUUCCAUUUACAAUGUAUCUAAUGUAGUCAAGAGCAGUUGUCAGUUAAACUGGCCUGAUUUUGCACAUCUAAACCAGGUAAUGUCAGAUUAAAGCCACAAAUUCAGGUCUCCCUAAUCAGCUUCCCCCUCAGUAUUUUCAUAACUAGGACAAAUAUGUGCAAUAUUUUUAAAACCAGCUGAACCACAACCAGUUACAUAACUUGCUCCUUUUGUAACUUCCGUAAUAGGCAUAAAGUGUCUUGACUGAAUGAAGAUGAGUGCCUUCGAGCGUCUGACUGAGACGGAUAAUGGUCUCUGUGCCAGUGAACACAGAGCUUUGAUCAUAACACUGUCCAUCAGCACGGGCACGCGCACACACACACGAUAAAUUAUUAAAGCAGAUUUCAUAAACACAGAUUUCAGGUAUAUGAAAGCCAAUUCAGUGUUUUUCCAUGCCGUCAUUUGCCCCAUUUAACCAGAAUUAUACUCUUUCUCCAAGUAUUAAAAUGUAACUACUCUGGCUAAAAUUCUAAACAUGAAAAUCAUAUAUAUUUCGUUACACUAUAGUAGAUUAUUUACCAGUGCUAUUUUUGAGGAGAAAUAUACAAUUUAUAUCAGUGUUGUCGUGACGUAAUUUUCCAGAAUGAUUAGACACGUGACAUGUAGAGCUCAUCUGAUUGGCUUAAGAACUACUGAAAGACGUCGCAUUCUUGAGCUGCUCCUCGAUGUAAUGUGCUAGAGCUGCCGCCUAGAGGACACCUGUAGAAUAACACCAAUGACUUAAAGCCGGAGAUGUUUCAUUUCUAAAUUCUAUUAAUAGUAGAAAGAUGAUCCUACACAAAAUGAAAAAAAUGUGAGUGCAAACAUGGAUGAGGCAGAUUCUUUCAUUGAGUCUUUUAAUCACAAAUGGCAUCAACUCAUUCUCACAAACAGCAUCUUCGUCUCUCUCGCUCUUUUUUAAAUGUUUUUUUUUAUUAUUUAUUUUACAAUUUAUGGAAUAAAUUUUCACUUGGAAAAAAAAAACAGUUUUUGCAUUUCAGGAUGAAAGGCUUCCUCUUCUCAACUUCAAAUGCAUUCUUGUUAAUAAAUACCUUCCCCUUAGUUUCAAAGCCCUCCGAGUAGAAUAAUAUGGAUGUGUUAUGGAGAAGAGGGGGAAAACCGAUCAAAUUUUCCUUCUAAUUAUCUUACAAAAACAGAUGAAGCAAAAGCAAUAUGUAAGGAUGAAAAGCAGAAAGGCAGAAAACAAACAAGGAUGGGAAAAGUUUAAAUGGCAGCCCAGAAGAACUGAGGAAAAGAAAACCCACUGGAUGUUGCAGGAAGCGCCCUUUUCAACGUAAAAAAAUUAUAUAUAUAAAAAAAAAAGAUCAGAAUAUUCACACUAAAAAUACGCACUCUCCACCUGCAUGCUACUCAGUAGUGGAUCCACAUUAAGGUGAACUAAGACAAAGUGCAUUCAGGCUAGUAAUGCAGCAUUUUAUAAACCUACAACUAAUUCAAUUCACUCUUUGUCCUGGCAGACAGUCGUUUAGGAAGGGGGAAAAAUUUGAUUUAUAAUUGGCCCAAGAAAAACAUCCAUAAGUUUUUUCGCGAAGUGUGGCAAACCACAGCGCCCCCUCUGGACAAAACACAUGAGCAACAAAGGAAAUAAAAGCGGAUUUUCUUCAUUUGAAUUUAGAAUUAUUGCAUAAAACCUUUUAACCAAUAGAAAAACGAAACAAGAAACAUUCAAAAUGAUGUAACAAACAAAACCAUUUAUAUUCAAAAUCACCACAAUAGUUAAACAUUACUAAUGAUCGAGUCCUUUGCAAUGUCUGCCUUAGAAAAAAAAAAAAACCCUCAAGAGCCACAAAGAGCCCACUGCAUUCUGUCACGUAGGAAACCGGGUUUUGUCAGAUAACAGUUGAAACCAAGAGAGCAUUUUAGGGGCUGUCGUACUGCAGACGGCUCCAUAUUCCUCAGAUUUUUCCAUAUCUUUUAUUUUUAAAUGUUUUUUUUUUUAAUCAAAAGUUAACAAUUACAGGCUCUGACAAAACAAAAAAUCUCUUUGGUGCUCCAAGGUUCACUGAGCGUCAUGAAAUUCAUAUUUGUUGGUUGUUUUAGCAUUCGGUUGGAUUAUAUUAAACUGUACCACAAAAAUAGUGCGUUCCGUUUGAGACAUGGGCAGCACUCUCGCUUCACCAGCACAUUCAAGUACAAAAGAAAAAAAAAAAAAAGAACAACAACAAAA